AUGCCUUGCUUCCUUAUGGCUAAACUCAACCUGAAUAGAGCGAGGUUUGCCGGCAAGACGGUUAUUGUAACUGGCUCAAGCAGCGGAAUCGGCCGUGAAAUCGCACUAUGCUUUGCGAAAGAAGGAGCCAAUAUUGUUGUACACGGGCAAAACGAUGACAAGUUGAAGGCGAGUUGUAAAUUCAGGACUAAUCUUGCAUAUUAUUUUUUGUCUAAAACGGCGUUUCCAGGAGGUCAGCAAAGCUAUGAAGGAGCUCGAAAUCCCCGAAAAGAACUAUCUUCUAAUUAAAGGGGCAAUUCAAGAUGAUGCUACGCAAGAACGGAUUAUUAAUGAAACUCUGAAACAGUUUGGUCGUAUUAAUACUCUGGUGAACAAUGCCGGGAUUUCUCAAAAGUCAGCAGCGGACCCAAAUUCCAUCGAAAGUCUGGAUGCGAUCUACGAGAUCAACCUUCGUGCCGUCUACAACUUGACCAGCAAGGUCGUCCCGCAUUUGUUGAAGACCAAGGGCAACGUGGUCAACAUCUCCUCAGCGGGGUCCCAACGCGGUACAGACUCCUUCAUACCCUACGCAAUGUUGAAAGCGGCACUUGAUCACUACACUCGCGACUUAGCGUUGAAGUAUGCCAAGGAAGGAGUCAGAGUAAACGCUGUAAAUCCGGGAGUUGUGGAAACAAAUUUCAUUGGUCGUCAUGGUAUUCCGACCGAAGUCAUUGAUCAAAUGAGAACGGUUUGGGCGAAGAAAACGAUUCCUAUGCAGAGAGUGGCACAGCCGGUAGAAGUCGCCAAUUUAGUACGAUUCUUGGCCAGCGACGAAGCGAGUUAUAUCACGGGAACAACCAUGGCCGUCGAUGGCGGAAUCUGGGCUGGAAUUCCAAGUGAACUUUAG
Molecule: messenger RNA, 886 nt
Organism: Bursaphelenchus xylophilus (pine wood nematode)
Lineage: Eukaryota; Metazoa; Nematoda; Chromadorea; Rhabditida; Aphelenchoididae
Source: the annotation of a GenBank genome assembly